This is a messenger RNA of Colletotrichum scovillei, 1972 nucleotides long. RefSeq lists its product as uncharacterized. The record is from RefSeq and is a predicted model, not a curated record. The transcript is spliced from 2 exons. NCBI's taxonomy places the organism in Eukaryota, Fungi, Ascomycota, Sordariomycetes, Glomerellales, Glomerellaceae. The coding region runs from base 317 to 1543 and encodes 408 amino acids.
CUCCAAACCCAAAACGGUACGGAGAGCAGAUACAUCCCACGAAGGAGACCCGUCGCACCCGCACCUAGACACACGCGUGCCAGAUAAGCUCCACCCCUCAGAAGCGUCUUGUCAAUCAAGGUCGCCUUUUUCUUCUUUUGUGGCAGCAGCGGUGCUGGCGCUGUCACCCCGUCCCCCCGGUUCACCUCCGGGUAAAACAGAGAAGCGAAGCGAGCACGAGAGCAGAGCAACCAUCUCACUCACGACAGCUGCCCGCCAGUUGUGCAACCCAACCCACACCCCUCCCCCUCGAAAGCGGGCAGAAACACCAAGGGCCAUGAACUUUCCUGCCUCAACCUCCAACGACUUCGCCUUCAACCCCAUCCUCAGCUCCAACAACCAGUCGCAACAGCAGUCCCAACAGCAACAGGUCCAAUUCUCUUCCCGCCAGCUCCAGCUGCAGCAACAGCAACAACAGCAUCAGACUCAACAGCAGCGGCAGCAGCAGCUCCAGCAGCAGCAACAACAACAGCUACAGCUACAGCAUUCCGUCCCGCCGCCGCAACUUCCUUCGCCUGCGCCGUCCGCCAACGCGCAAUCCCUCUCGGCCGCCCAGCAAGCCCUCGCCCACGCGCAGUACCAGCAGUUCGUCCUCAUGAACGGAAUGAACGGCGGCAAUGUGCCCAACGGGAUGGGCGGCGUGCCCACCCCUGCCGGUCAGCAGGCCGAGCUCAACUACAUCUAUGGCAUGGUUGAGGAGCUGAGUAGGCAGCUUACGGAGAACCGUCGCGUCACCGAGGAUAUUGUCUCUGGUCUUGGAAGGGUGCGCAGUCGCGCGAGGACGCAGGGAAUGGGCAAUGACGACCUCAUUCACAACGCUGCAGACGACAUUCUUGCUCAAGAACAGAAUCUCGACACCCUCAUCUCCAUUCUCUCCGAGUCCCUUGAAAAAGCGAAAUACAGCCGCGACGCCAACGCGACACUCCUCAGCCAGUACGCGACAGUCUUCGCCGCAAUGCUGAAGCAAUUUCACGAAUACAAGGCAAAACACGUCACUGACGUCGCCGCAUGGCACCGCUCGUACCGAUCCCAGCUCGCCGAAGCACGUGCCGAGAAUAGCAGACUCCGAGAACAGAUCUGGGAGAUGCAGGAACGCGCGGGUAAGGCGAACGAGGUGCUCCGCAACUUCCGCCGCAAGUACGACGAGGACGAGACGCGGUGGGAUCGGCGCGUGGAGGACGUGGCCGCGCGCCAGGAGCUUCGGUUCUGGAAGCGCAUGGCCAUGCCCGAGGUCAGCGACGAGGACCCUUGCUGGAGCGAUGACGAUGAUCUCAUCGACCCGGCGGAGAAGGAGCGGUUAAAAGAGCUGGAGAAGAGAGCCGCUCAAGAACAGCUUUCUGGGAGCCAGCAAAUGGGGGACGAGUACUCGCGUCCGCAAUCGCCGGAAUCCAGCAUGAUGGGUGGCGUCCCGAUGCAGAGAGAUCUAGGAAUCCCCAUGGGUAUGCCCGUUCCGCCACCAAGACCCUCGAGUGCGAAUUCGAGCACUGGCUCCUCUGGCCAGUGAGGCAGUACGCAAUGCAUUUAGUACCUGUUUUAUGAAGCAUGCCAUCGGGAUUGUGGUGGCGUAAGGAGCAUUCUGGGUAAAAAAGGUUGCUGGCGUUGGGGGCUGCUGGAAAGGAGAAUCGCUUGCAAAGCAAAUGGGCGAUCGCAUUAUACCUCUUGUGAUACUGGCCAAGCACCUUAGCCUUGGUCUCUUUUCACGAAUACAUUAAUGAAUGGUUUGUUGAAACGAAACAAAACUCCUACCAAGACUGUCCCUUGUGUACUGUUACUACUGUUACUGUUGCUAUUCAAUUACUGAGGAAAGCAUAAGGCACCCAACUCCGACUGGUUCUCGCCGCGCAAAACCAUGACCGCCGCGGUCAUUCAACUCAGCGGUCCCGCUGUGCAUCAACGGCAUAAAUCACUUUUCACCACGGACUAAAGUGACUCC